AAAAAAGCGGUUGAGAAGUUUUCGAACUCCAAAAACUGUGUCAUGUGACUUUAUAUGAGUAUUUCAUGGCUUUCUGUAUAUGUACCCACAAUUAGCAUAUAAUCCUCAAUGAAUGAUCUAAGGAGUAAAAAAAAACAAUUGAAGUCAAAUAUUGAACACCUUUCAAGAAUAAGAAUAGAGCCACUGUUGACUCUCAAAGAACCGAUAUGCAAACAUUGAUUUGAAUGUGUAAGAUCUACUGUUUUUUACCUUUUAUCAACAGAUAAAAGCUACACAAUUAUUUCAGGUUACCAAUUCAACGAAAAUUAACCAUAUAUUGUAUCAAACGAUAAUGCUUGUUUUCAGAAAAAAGCUAAAACAUAGUGAUUACUAUUCAUUGGUACGCUCGUAAUUUUUCGUUGUUUUGCUGGAUCGAAUUGUUUAACCUCUACUGGUAUAUGGGCUCUUAUGCGAAUGCCUCGAUACUGCCUGAAUAUUAAUUAUGAUAAUUUACUUGAUUGUGGCUAACAGAGGGAUCCAGGAUACACGUCUUGUCCUAUUUGGGAAUCGUCAGCUGUAUAAAUCUGCACCGCAGUGAGUGAUGUUCUCCCACUGAGACUCGAACCUUGUACCCAUCACAUCAAACCCCAAAGCUCUAAUCAUGGAGGUACGAUAGCCACCUCAAGUAAGUUAGCAUACGUAAUAUUCAGACGGUAUCGAAGCAUUCGUAUAGGAGCCGACAAACCAUUAGAGGUCAAACAGUUCGAUCCGGUAAAACGACGUAAAAUUACAAGCUUAUGCAUAAAUAGUAAUAAUUAAUGCCCGUUGUACAAGAGGUGGCUAUCCUACGCUUGUGGCCUAGUAAGUAAAGCCCUGGCAUUUCAACGAUGGAUAUGAAGUUCGAGUCUCAAUGAGAACAACAAUCACUGAGGUGUAGAUACAUAUAGCUGACAAGUCCUAAAUAGGAUGAGACGUGCAUCCUGGAUCCUUCUGCUAGCCACAAUCAAGUAAACUAAAGCGGGUUCGCUGAGAGUCUGCUAGCAACUGGACUAUCAAACCAUAGAGCUCAGUGACCUGAGUUCAAGUCCGGCAACUGAAUUCAGAUCCCUUGAGGUUGGAGACGCACCUUGCUGACAAGUGCCACCAAACACUAAACCUAAGGCGAACAAGGUUUCCUAUUGAUUCCCUUCAACCAUCUAGCAUCAACUCUUCAUCUCUUUUCAGGAGUAGAGUCACAUAAGUACUGUCUGGAAUUAAGGGAUUAUCCAAGGUGUUAAGUGUUACACUUUUUCAACUACUAGCAGGGCAAAAUACACUGAAGAAACUCUAUCGAUGGCAGUUCAUUUUAGAAACUAUGCACUUCUAUGUACGAACAAUCACUAGUAGAACAGUUAAAGAAGAUUACUUCCGGUCAAGAGAUGAAAAGACUGAUACUUGUGUGGAAAGGAAAACACGAAGUAUUGAAAAAAUUUAGAAUGGUAAUCUCGACUAUGGUUUACUGGAUGAUAUUCGAUUACACAAUACGAAAGUUCAAUUUGAGGGCUUAUUAGUUUCAAGUUGGUAUUCAUCACGGAUUGACAUCAGCUGCAGAAACACUGGAAACCUGGGGGCACUCAACAGCUGUUUUGUCCUUGUACGGGGCGCCUCGUUGGCACACACCCACGACCUCACCAACGAUCACCACUCAGGACCUUCAGGUUCCGCAGCCAACACGUUACCAUUGAGCCACUGGGUCGGAACCCAAAGGUGUUCUGUCAGCUUGCGACAGUUCACUAUCACCCAAUAUCAUCGUUGAUCAUUUUUCCUCACGUCCCUUUGGUUUGCCCCACAGGUAAUUGGUGACUAGCUUCGACAGGUGAUUUCUGAAGUUCCAAUGAAAACUCGUGACCAGUGGGGAGAACCGAGUGUACAUAAGAACAAACACUCAACGAUGACAUUGGGUGACGGUUACGCUAAGUGGUCAGGUGACAGAACUAGGAAAUACAGACCACUUGUUUUCGACACAGUGGCUCAAUGUAACGUGUCGGCUGUGGAACCUGAAAGUCCUACGUUCGACCCCCUGACAGGGUCGCAGAUGAGUACUGCUGAAGAAUCCUAAAGUAAGACGAAACAGCUCUCUAGUACUCCCACGUCUCCAAUGUUUCUCCAUCUGAAAUCAGUCCGUGAUGAAUAUUAACUUGAAAAGUGGAAAUUGCCUAGAAUGAAGUUUGUCCUGAUGAUGUUGUCUGGAAUGACAAAGAAAGCUUCACGAUCAAACAAUCCAGGUCAGAGAACGCAACGGCAUCAAGAUUAUCUUCUUGAGCUAUAAAUAUUCUUCAUCAUCUCAAAAUCCUAUGAGCGUCCGAAGCUUCUGACAACCGAAGUUAUGUUCAUCUUCUUCAUUAGCCAUGAAAUUCAGGGUCGUCAAUGCCUUCUUGUCACCAGUGGAGCGAUAGCAUUAGGUCGACAUCAUCUUGAAAUAGAUGAGAAGAAGAGUAGUCGAGGAGCUCGGGCAGCCAUUGGUAUGGCAGAAAUGGUCACUUUAUAUGACCAUCUGUUUGAGCAGUGUGACCUUCGAACAGCAGCUAUGUUACUGACACCUGUAGACUUUGAUGAUGAUCAUCGACGAGCUUACUGGCGAACAGCACUUCAAGAUUUAAUGAAUCAAGGAGUUGUGCCAAUUAUUAAUACAAAUGAUGCAGUGGCGUGGAAUAGAGAAAAUUCUCCUGGUACAGAUCGUAAAAGUUCAACAUUAGCACCUCAAGUACGUGAUAAUGAUAGCCUAGCUGCUCGAUUAGCAUGUGAAUUAAAAUCUGAUCUAUUACUAUUAAUUUCCGAUGUGGAUGGAGUUUAUACUGCACCGCCUGGUAGUCCAGGGGCUCGAUUUGUUGCAGAAUAUGAAGUUAUGGAAAAUCCAGAAUAUGAUACACUCACACCAUCAAUUCAUGGAGAAUUAGUGAAUUUCGGAAAUCCAUCUGCUGUAGGCACUGGUGGUAUGCAAAGUAAAAUUGCAUCAGCUAUCUGGACAGUUCGACAAGGAACAUCAGUGGUUAUUAUCAGAGGAAGUAGAUUUAACUGUAUCACUGAUGUGAUGCAUGGAAUGGAUGUGGGUACAUUUUUCACAUUACAAGAAAAAAGUCAGAUUGAUAAAGAUGUUGAUGCUCGUGAACAAACUGUUAAACUUGUUGCUACAAAAGCUCGAGAAGCUAGCAUGCUACUAAACUCCUCAGAUCCUCAAAACAGAGCAAAAGCAAUUGAAUAUUUAGCUGAUAAACUCAUACAAAAUGAAGAUGAAAUAAUCUCCGAAAAUGAAAAAGACAUAAAGGAAGCAGAAACAGCUGGUUUAUCGCCCACUCUAGUGGCUAGACUUCAACUUGGUCAUUCUAAGAUUAAAACAUUAAGUGAAGGAUUGAGACAAAUUGCAGCUCAAUCACGCAAACGUAAUGGUCAUGUUGGAUGUGUUUUGUCACGUACUAAAUUGGCUGACAACUUGGUUUUAGAGAAAGUCACUGCACCGAUUGGUGCAUUGAUGGUCAUUUUUGAAUCACGACCUGACUGUUUACCACAGGUUGCUGCCCUUUCAAUUGCUACUGCUAAUGGUUUAUUAGCGAAACCUGGAUCAGAAGCAAUGCAUACUGUUCGUGUACUUCAUCGACUUGUUGGUGAAUCUUUAGAAAUGGCUAACCUGCCACCUGGAGCUGUUGGACUACUUGAAGGCCGAAAAGAUGUUGAUCUUGUUUUGUGUGGUGUAGACAAGCAACCAUUAGUUGAUUUAGUUAUUCCACGAGGCAGUUCAAAAAUGAUAGAAAGUAUACGUAAUGCAGCCAAUAAAGCAGGAACUGGAGUACCUGUGAUGGGACAUGGAGCUGGAGUUUGUCAUGUUUAUAUUGAUGCAGUGGCAGAUCCAGAAAAAGCAUUGAAGAUAGUUAUUGAUUCUAAAUGUGAUUAUCCAUCCGCUUGCAAUGCAAUGGAAACUCUGCUUGUGCAUAAAUCUCAUGCUGAAUCUGGACUAUUGGAGAGAUUAAGUAAUCAUUUACGAGCGCAUAAGGUGAAACUGUAUGCAGGUCCAGGCUUGAUCAGAUUAGGUCAAAAUUUAACUUAUGCAAUGGAACCCGCCAAAGAUUUAUCUCAUGAAUAUGGAGAUUUGGAGUGUACCAUAGAAUUGGUGGAAAGCUUAGAUGAAGCUAUCGAGCAUAUUGCAUUGUACGGAAGUUCACAUACUGAAACAAUUGUAACCGAAGAUAAGGCUGCAGCAGAAGUGUUCCUUCAGAAAACAGACAGUGCAUGCGUCUUUCAUAAUGCAAGUACACGAUUCGCUGACGGUUAUCGGUUUGGAUUGGGAGCUGAAGUUGGUAUAAAUACUGGGCGAAUUCAUGCUCGUGGACCAGUUGGAGUUGAAGGUUUACUCACCACGAAAUGGGUAUUACGCGGGGAAGGACAAUGUGCGUCGGAUUUCACCUCAGGAAAACUAACUUAUCUUCAUGAACCCAUGUCAAUUGAAUAAAUAUAUAUAUGUAUGUAUAUGUUCAUAGUAAAAGGGUAGAUUUGUUUCUUUAUCCUGUGUUUAAUAUAUCAGUAUCUCUUGUAAUUCAUAUAGAUAAGUUUUGAAUAUAAUAAAUCAGUGUUGUAAUUCAA
This is a messenger RNA of Heterobilharzia americana, 4593 nucleotides long. NCBI's taxonomy places the organism in Eukaryota, Metazoa, Platyhelminthes, Trematoda, Strigeidida, Schistosomatidae. The record is from the annotation of a GenBank genome assembly.